Molecule: messenger RNA, 1036 nt
Organism: Gilbertella persicaria
Lineage: Eukaryota; Fungi; Mucoromycota; Mucoromycetes; Mucorales; Choanephoraceae
Product: 60S ribosomal protein L15
Exons: 3
Coding region: 37-651 (204 amino acids)
Biological process (GO): cytoplasmic translation
Cellular component (GO): ribosome; cytosolic large ribosomal subunit
Molecular function (GO): RNA binding; structural constituent of ribosome
Source: RefSeq, a predicted model, not a curated record
UUUCUUUCUAAUCCGUAUAGACGACGAUCAUACACUAUGGGUGCCUACAAAUAUCUUGAAGAGCUUGCCAGAAAGAAACAAUCCGAUGUUUCUCGUUUCUUGCUUCGUGUGAGAUGUUGGGAAUACAGACAAUUGAACGUUAUUCACCGCGCUUCUCGUUCUUCUCGUCCUGACAAGGCUCGUCGUUUGGGUUACAAGGCCAAGCAAGGUUUCGUUAUCUAUCGUAUCCGCGUUCGUCGUGGUGGUCGUAAGAGACCUGUUCCCAAGGGUGCCACUUACGGUAAGCCCGUCAAUGAAGGUGUUUCUCAACUCAAGUACCAACGUUCCCUCCGUUCUACUGCCGAGGAACGUGUUGGCCGCAAGUGUGCUAACUUGCGUGUCUUGAACUCAUACUGGAUCAACCAAGAUGCUACCUACAAGUACUACGAAGUUAUCCUCGUUGACCCCUCUCACAAGGCUAUCCGUCGUGAUGCUCGCAUCAACUGGAUCGCCAACCCUGUUCACAAGCGUCGUGAAGCUCGUGGUUUGACUGCUGUUGGCAAGAAAUCCCGUGGUCACAACAAGGGUCACCGCUUCAACAACACCAAGGGUUCUGGUCGUCGUGCCACCUGGAAGCGUCGCAACACUCUUUCUCUCCGUCGCUACCGUUAAACUGCUUAAUAAAGUUUCUACACUUGAUAUUCAUAAUUUGUACAUAGUCAAAAAAAAACUCGCUUUAUUUGUCUUUUUCUUCUAGUGUUCUUAAUAACAUUUUGAUACGAUAUUCUGCUUUUUCAUUGGCGAUUUUAAGUUGUUUGAUUUCAUUCUUUAAUUCUUCAUUACUGCUUUCUUCAGGAAGGUUGUCUACACAGAAUGAGCUUCUUUUGUAUGAUAAUAGCCAUCAAGUACCUGUUUUAUGGAUCACUUUUUUAAGUUGGUUGACUUGGCGUUGAAGGGAUUGAAUAGCGACAUCCACUGGUGUAUCGCUUAAAAAGUGUUGCUCUUCAGUAGACAUAAUUAAGAAAAGGAAAAGAAAACUUUGUCUGACAGCCCCCAU